AUGCAAGGAUUUUUCAUGUGCGAGUGCUGUCCGAAGAAGCCGAAAAAGUUCGAGACCGCGGCUGAGCUUGGUGCACACGAAGCUGAGAAGCAAUACGAGUGCUCAUUCUGCGGUAACCGCUUCAAGAACAAGAACGAGGCGGAGCGGCACCAAAACAGUCUUCAUGUUGCGGCGUCACAGCUGGAGCUGUUCCGCUCUGAGCAGCUACGACCGCGCAUUUCACGACAGCACCAAUCGGCCUGGCGAAGCGGACAGCUGCGGCUACUGUGGCGAAGAGUUCCCACGCAGCGGACGCGGGCCGGGAGCUUCAGCGCCUCGACACGCUACCGAUCAGAACUGGGAGGAGCGCAUUCGUCACCUGCAGGAGGUGCAUAA
This is a messenger RNA of Verticillium alfalfae VaMs.102, 375 nucleotides long. RefSeq lists its product as hypothetical. NCBI's taxonomy places the organism in Eukaryota, Fungi, Ascomycota, Sordariomycetes, Glomerellales, Plectosphaerellaceae. The transcript has 2 exons. The record is from RefSeq and is a predicted model, not a curated record. The coding region runs from base 1 to 375 and encodes 124 amino acids.